AUUUAGUUAUGUAAACACUACAUUUUGUGCAAACGCGCAGUCCAUCUUGCUGUUUAUCCUAUUUAUUCAUUACAAAAAGAAAUAUGCAGAAAGUAUCAAUGUUGAAUAUUAUUAGUUAUCACCAGAGCCCCAAUCACACGGUGAUAAGUUGGUGGAGAAUCCGGGUAAUCCCGGAUGAAAGCAAACAGACCACUGAACUACAACCUGAGGAAUAGGACUCCCAGCUUCCUAACCUCACCAGAGGAUACAGAGACAGGACAACACUCCCAGUCCAGUACCGCUGAGUCCCAGCAGCAACCAACGUUGGACAACGCUGCUGGCCACCAAGAAACUGGGGCAGACCAUCCUCUUGUGGAAACAGAGGAACAGAUUCACUUGAGUGAAACCAACCUACCAGCUGAGGACGUGCAGGUUCAUUUUAACGAGCCUGCAAUCACCGAAGAAGCAGACCCACAAACAGAAAACAGUGAAAACAUCCCAGCUGAGGAUACAGAGCAUCAACACAUUGAUUCUCGAGACGCAGAGAGAACCGAAGAUCAGCAGUUUUCUGAACAACUUUAUAUCAGUGAUAGCAUUCCAUUAGACUCAAUUAACCUAACAAACAUGGCUACUAUUGCCCAAUUAUCAAAAUUUAAUGGCACUGAAUCACCAUGUAUUUGGUUAUCCAAGCUCAGUGCGUGGCAGAAGUUCCAUAGGAUCACUGACAAUGCUGUUCUUGACUAUAUUCCUUGUCUUCUAGAAGGCAGCGCUGGAACCUGGUUUCAGACCAUCAACCCAGGACAGUUUCAAAACUUACAAGGGUUCAAGGAUCUUUUAAGUGAAAGAUUUAAACCAUCUGCGCACAAGACUGCCAUGCUUAGUAUAAAGCAAGAACCCAAUGAAACAUGUGAACAAUAUCUUGAGAGGGCAGAACGACUGGCCUUGGCUCAUCAUGAUCUCGACGAAGCCUACAAGGUCCAGUUUAUUGCAAAUGGACUUAACACAAACCUAAGAGGGCGUGUUCUGGCCAGGGAACCUCAGACUUUUCAAGCGCUGCGUAAAGACAUUUCCCUGGUCCAACUUGAACUAGGAUGUGACCAGCAUGUGUCCUUUAUGACUCCCAACACCUCGUUUGACAUGACUGAACUAAGUAGGUCGAUAAAUAGCCACAUAGAGCAAACAGUCUCCACUCAGAUCAACGCCUUAGCAGACCGUCUUCAAGAGGCUCAACACUUUGAUCGACGCAGAGAGGAAGAAAGACGAGAUCAAUACCGCGACAAUUCCAGAGGUCAACAUGAACGGUACCGAGACACUUACAGAGGUCAACAUAAACAGUACCGAGAUGAUUCCAGAGGUCGACAUGAACAGUACCGAGAUGAUUCCAGAGAUCGACACAAUCAGUACAGUGACACUUCCAGAGGUGGUUACAAAUCCCCUUACCGUGACCACUCCAGAGGACGUGAUGGCUCCCGACGCAGAAGUUUUGAACCCAGGGAAGAUUUCAGGGACUUCAGCAGUGAUCGGUCUAGAAACUCAAACUUUCGCCACAACAAUUCACCACGAAACCGGAAUCGACGAGACUCGACUCCAGGCCGACACCCAGAAAGGAGACGCAUGAAUGAGGGAGAGAGCUCCAUGUGCGCUGGUUGUGGUAAGUCAUGCCAAAUUAGAAGUUCAUGCCCUGCAUUUAACACUAGAUGUUACAACUGUAAAAAGUUUCACCACUUUAGCCGCAUGUGCACUAAACCUUUCACAAACACCAAACCUCACAACAAAAAUUCCUUCAAACAACAACAUAACCACUCUUUACGAAGAUAGGGAUUCGCGCCUAUCCUCAAAAAGGAUAGGCAGCAUCACUCUGACCAUCACACUAACCACAACCCUAACCACCAUUCCACUACUAAUGCUUCCUCUUCCCAGUCCAAACCCUCAACUAACAAACAGUUACCAACUAGUGCUAACAAAACUCAAAACCCUCCAUCAAAACGACAUUCAACAUCUCCAUCGUCAAGAAAUGUCAACCUCAUCAUCCCAGUCGAAAAGAAUACAGUCAAUGUGACUAUUUACAGAAGACAUUUCAGAGCUUUGGUAGACACCGGUGCAAGUAUUUCCUGUAUUAGUGCUCAACUCCUAACAAAACUUGGUAUUACCCGAGGCCAACUAAAUAUUUCCAACAUUAAAGAUGCAGUCGCUGUUGGAGGUGAACGACAUGCAAGCCUUGGUGCUAUAACUCUUCCUGUGUCAUUCAAUGGACCCAUCAUUAACCAUAAAUUCCAUGUGUUUCAAUCCUUUCACCAACCUCUAAUUCUUGGAUUGGACUUUCUUCAAGCAAAUGAUGGAAUUUUCAAUGCAGAAAACAACACUCUUUAUGUGCGUGACUCAGAAGAUACAGCAUUUGCCAUCGACACCAACACUGGACUUGCACGAGUUUCAAAAUUUACCAUAAUUCCAAAACAGUCUGUAACUUUACUUCCAGUGUUCCUAUCAAAUGUGCCCAAAGAUUCAUGUGUACUUCUCGAACCAAACCCAAAAUUACCACCACUGCGACUUGCAGGUGCUAAAUGUAUAGUUGACACUAAAGACAACAAAGCCUUUAUUCAAGUCAUCAACCCAACAACAAAACGAGUCAGAAUCAAUGCAACUACAGUGAUCGCAUCAGCAACAAUCGUCGAUCCAGCCACUGUGUUCACCAUGGAGACUUCUGAAGAUAACCAGACCAUCUCUCCUAAUACAAGUAAUGAACCACUGAACUUUGACCUCAACAAUGCUGACCUAUCAGAUGAACAAAAACAGUUACUUCUGACAUUUCUAAAUAAUCACCGUUCUGUGUUUGCAACUGAUUUAAAAGAACUUGGCCAAGCCAAUACACAACCACACAGGAUAGAAACCGGUGAUGCGUUACCAAUUCGGCAAAGGUUCUAUAGACAGUCACCUCAAACAAAUGCCGAAAUGAAUCGCCAACUCCAAGAAAUGCUAGACACUGACAUAAUUGAGGAAUCCGACUCCAUGUGGCAAAGCCCUGUUGUCAUGGUGAAGAAAAAGAACGGCCAACUUCGCUUCGCUGUGGACUACCGAAAACUCAAUGCAGUCACCAAGCAAUUUACUUUCCCUCUGCCUCGUCUAGAGGAUGUGUUUGACACUAUCGGUACCACACAGGCUAAAUUUUUCUCCACCUUGGAUCUUGCUUCAGGAUUCUGGCAAAUACCCAUGGAUGAAGAAACCAAACACAAAUCUGCCUUUGUAACCCCCACUGGUGUGUACCAAUGGAAGAGGAUGCCCUUUGGUCUCGUAAACGCACCUGCCAGCUUCCAAGCGCUGAUGACUCACGUUCUAAGAGGACUCAAUUGGAAGACAUGCCUGGUGUAUGUAGAUGACAUCCUUGUCUUCUCCAACUCCUUUAAGGACCAUCUUAAACACCUAGAUGAAAUCUUCAGACGACUCCAAUCAGCUGGCCUUACACUGAAACCAAGUAAAUGUUACUUCGCUCUUCCAGAGGUGAAAUACCUUGGACAUGUUUUGACAAAAGAUGGUAUUAAAGCAGAUGUGUCAAAAACUGAUGCUGUCCAAUCAUUUCCCACUCCAAAGAACCAAAAAGAGCUAAGAUCAUUUCUGGGACUUUGUAAUUAUUACAGAAGAUUUGUGAAAGGUUACAGUAAAAUUACAAGCCCACUCACAGUAUUGCUCUCCAAAGACGAGGAAUUCUUAUGGACAGACAAAUGCCAGACUGCCUUUGACCGACUAAAAACUGCCUUAACCACACCACCUGUAUUGGCCUACCCAGACCACACACGGCAGUUUACCCUGACUACAGAUGCAUCUGGAACAGCCAUAGGAUACAUUCUUGGGCAAAAAGACAUAAAUGGACGAGAAAGAGUCAUCGCGUAUGGUGGACGUUCUCUAAACAGACAUGAGAGAAAAUA
Molecule: messenger RNA, 3899 nt
Organism: Magallana angulata
Lineage: Eukaryota; Metazoa; Mollusca; Bivalvia; Ostreida; Ostreidae
Exons: 2
Coding region: 175-1797 (540 amino acids)
Source: RefSeq, a predicted model, not a curated record